ACAUUUUUCACAGUUCGUCGUCGAUUUUAAGUCUGUCGCACUUGCUUUUUUCGACUUGCACAGUACACCACGGCGAGGAAGUAGUAGUUGGGAUAAAUCAUGGCCAGCCAGACGCAGGGAAUCCAGCAGUUGCUCGCUGCCGAGAAAAAGGCAGCUGAGAAGGUCGCCGAGGCCCGUAAACGCAAGGCAAGGAGGUUGAAGCAAGCCAAGGAUGAGGCCACCGAGGAGAUUGAGAAAUUCCGUCAGGAGCGCGAGCGCGCCUUCAAGGAAUUCGAGGCCAAGCACAUGGGCAGCAGGGAGGGCGUAGCGGCUAAGAUCGAUGCGGAUACCCGCGUCAAGCUUGCCGACAUGGACCGGGCCAUCCAGACCCGCAAGGAGCCAGUCAUCCAGGAGAUCCUGCAGUACGUCUACAACAUCUCGCCCGAGGUCCACAAGAACUACAACCACAAGUAAAAAGUUGCCUCCCAGCGAGCUGCUCUGUGUGCUGUAAAUUCAAUGUCCACGUUCAACUCUAAUCUAAUAAUUUAGACCCGUAAUAAUAGUGGUUAUAUCUUACUGAAAACACUGCUGUAUUAUUAUUCCAUACAUUAAAGUGAAAAUUCGUUGUUGUUCCAUGUAAAAAAAUAAUAGCGAGAAUAUUAGUUUGUCUCCCAUCUGCUCGGGAUUGUAUUAAUUUUUGUUUUGUGUUUUGCCCAAUACACGUUGUUGUUUUAUCUGAAAA
This is a messenger RNA of Drosophila eugracilis, 721 nucleotides long. It is a transcript of the gene Vha13, whose product is annotated as V-type proton ATPase subunit G. Gene Ontology annotation, cellular component: vacuolar proton-transporting V-type ATPase complex. Gene Ontology annotation, biological process: proton transmembrane transport. Lineage: Eukaryota; Metazoa; Arthropoda; Insecta; Diptera; Drosophilidae. The transcript is spliced from 3 exons. The record is from RefSeq and is a predicted model, not a curated record. Gene Ontology annotation, molecular function: proton-transporting ATPase activity, rotational mechanism. Bases 100 to 453 code for a protein of 117 amino acids.